This is a messenger RNA of Dermacentor silvarum, 3337 nucleotides long. RefSeq lists its product as uncharacterized. Lineage: Eukaryota; Metazoa; Arthropoda; Arachnida; Ixodida; Ixodidae. The transcript has 5 exons. The coding region runs from base 1320 to 1646 and encodes 108 amino acids. The record is from RefSeq and is a predicted model, not a curated record.
UUGUGGAUAGUGACAGAGUGGCAACCGCAAGUGGGAGAGGCCGCGAGGCGGAGGCUUUCCUGAGCGUGAACAUUGAGACUAUGCAUGACCUUAGUGACCUGUUAAGCAAUGUGCACAAGCUUCAUGCAUGCUCUGGAUACGAUGUACAAGGCAACAGCUGCAUUUCACUCAGAUGCCAGGCACUCUCCAAGCAGCAAAUGUGUUCAUUCUGCCGCACUGAAAAGAACAGGCUUUUGAAAUAUCUUCUCAAAAGCAAAAAAGGCCAAAAAAGGCACGCGUGCAGACAAAAAAAAAGUGAAGAAUCUGCAAAAGAAAGCAAUCAGGGCAGCUGCUGCAAGAGUGUCAUUCAUGAAGAAUAUGGCACAACUAAGAGAGCAGCUGACAAGUGAAAGGUCUCUCUCAAUUAGUAAACAUUUAAUGUCGCUUCCACCUCUUCAACGACUGGCAUUCAACAUGUCUUUGAAACAAAUGGAAGCAAAGGGUCCACAGGGUGUACGCUACGCUAGGAGAUGGGUGCUGAACUGCCUUCUCCUUCACAUUUCAAGCCUGAAAGCCUACAAUUUGAUGCGGAAGAUGAACUUGCUUCCCCUACCGACUUGCAGUUGACUUAACCAGGUCCUUUCAGGUGUACAGUGCGUGUACGGUUACAACCAUGUGGUCCUGUAAGUGCUCAAGGCAUUUUUUGCUAGCAAGCGUGAUGUUGAAAAGUAUGGCACACUCGAGAGGGAGGGAGUCGAGUUCAACAAGUUGACAUCUUUAUUUCAAUAAAGUUGUUUCUCUCUCUCUCUCGACAUACAAAUUUGAUGGCAUUGUGGAGUUUGAAAACACAGGAGAGCAAAGCAAGGCUAUCUUGGCUGACCAUGCCCUUGCAAUUACAUUUAUCCCUCUAUUUCACAGCCCAUUGCAAGUUUUGUAACUAGAGGUGCAGCUCCUGGUGUUGUGUUGGCCAAGAUUGUUGUCGAAUCAGUGCUGCAGCUUGAGCGCCAUGGUGCAUCAGUUCUGGCUGUUGUCAGUGACGGUGCGGGCAACAUCAGAUCAAUGUGGACACAUCUUGGAAUAUCGGGAAAGUUGCACCAGCCUGUGAAAAAUAUUCCGCACCCUACACUUGAGGAUGGACGCUUUUUUCAUUUCCUGUGCGAUGUGCCCCACAUUACACAAUGUGUGAGAAACCAUCUCCUGACGCACACAUAUGCAAAGGCUGGCACCAACUGCAUCAAUUUUAAACAUAUGAGCGCCUGUACAAUGCUGAAAAGGACAGCCAUCUCAAGAUUGUUCCAAAAUUAACUUCCUCCCACAUCAAGCCAAGCAAGCUGGAGAAAAUGAAUGUUAGACUGGCAACACAGUUGUUCAGCAGGAGUGUUGCCAUUGGGCCAAAGCUUUACAGGGAGCAGCGUAAACCAGGCUUCGAAGACGGUGAAGGAACGGAAAAAUUCAUGAUGCAGGUGAUAAAAAACUUCCUCAUCAUGCUGAACAUGACCGAAAAGAACAGCAUUGAGAGAAACACAAAGCUCUUUGCAUCUCAGUUGACAACAGAAUCCCUCAGAGUGACAUUCAUGUCGGUGCUGGAUAUAAUCACCCUCCUGCUUGACAAGUACAUAAGAUACAUGCUGACUGCAAAACUCAACCAGGACCCAUUGGAAUCCUGAGAUCAUUUGGCGGUGAUGAAGAUAGGACAAUUUGGCCAAAUAUUCAGGCUUUCGAGCCUCUACACUCCCUUAAAGAUGGCAAUGAAAGGAAAUUGCACUGGCGAUGCAGAUCCCGUUCGUGUUAGUGUGGAAGAGAGCCUAAGCUCUAAGAGGCUUGAAGUUCUUCAGCAAAAGAAGGAACGAGAGGACAAGCUCGGAUAGCUCAUCCACAAAAUUGUGUUAGAGAAGCUGCCAGAAGGGGACUCAAAACUAGCACAAUUGUGGCCGACCCACUGCAACAGAUGCUGCCUUAUACUACCUUGCAGGAUAUGUAGUAAAGAAAGCAGCAAAGUUUUCGAGCUGCCAUGACUGUAAGGUCACUCUCCUUGCCACAGAUGAUGUAUCACCUCAGCAAUUUUCACCGAGAUGCGUUCCUUUGUUCCGGGUGCCCUCCAGCUGCCGUCAAAAGCUCCGACAUCACUGCUUAUACGCAUUGAGAGCCCUAUAAUUUAAAGAACAAAGUCCAACAUAGUGUUUGGAGACUUGUUAUGGGCCAUUGUUGAAGACUUGACAAAACCUGGGCGGCAGCCUUGUAGAGGUUGGAUGUUUUAUUCAUUCUGAAGAGCUCUCUGCACGUAUUGUGAAGUUUUAUUUAGUAACACGCAUACAUUUAUAUGCAAGGUUUCUAUGGCAACACAAAGAAACGAGUGUGCAAGUUAAAGUUGCCAGAAAGCGUGCAAAGCUCUUGUGAGUACCGGCCAGUACCUGAGAUUUGUCGAGUGUGAACUUGAGUUAACUGAAAGGUGGGUGUACAACCAGCGCAUUUAUGCUUUAUUUUGUGGCAGUAGUAGACGUAAGUGAAUGCAUCUGAAUAAACUGGUGAAUGAAAGCCCGAUUGCUUUGUUACUUUGUAAUCCAUGCUGAAAUCGCUAGUUUGGGCAGUGGCCACGAUUUGCCCACCGAGAUGGCAUGAAGCGGCGUUGACAUUGAAAGGAGGGGUGCUCGCGAGCACGGAAGCCACUGUCGUUUGUUGCGACGCGCGUAGGUUUCCGCAUGAAUCGUUUAUAUAGUAAUACAAAUGCAUAAUAUUUUGUUCAAAUGAGGCUAGUUACAACCUUAGGCGAAUUGCAAAAAAGCAGGGCAUGCGGGAAAAUACCGAACAAGGUUACUAAAAGGUAGCGUAACGACGCAUGCGUAACGCCAGAUGUAGCCGGCAGACUGCCGCGCUCAAAUGUUUUGAAGCAAACACAUAAGUAGCGCCACUUGCUAAGAUAUCUUGCAGCGAUGCAUGUAAAGUUUUCUACACGGUUAAACGUAAAUAAACGCGCACAUUGAGCGCCCGACUACGGCCUAGCGAGCCAAGCAGCCGCGAGGCUGGAUGGCUGGAUCUCGAUAGAACGCUCCCGCCACCUGUCAGCCGGAGUCACGGGCGAAGCCAUAGAGUUUCUCUAUGGGCGAAGCACGGCGCCGGCGGAGAGUUCGACAACUGAACCUAGUUCUAGUAGAGUGUACUAGAAGUACACUCUAGUUCUGUAACGUUGACUUGAGACUGCACCGGGUCAUUCAAGUACAUCUAGCCACCGUAAUUCAAGUACCCUAGUUUGACUUUCGGUAAUGCGGUCCUGUGCAUGAGAUGAGAGGUUCGAGCAAGGUUGGAAGUUAAGCAGCGAGGGGUAGGUAGACUGGCUCUGGGAGCACACGGAAAUACACCA